This is a messenger RNA of Lates calcarifer (barramundi perch), 1688 nucleotides long. It is a transcript of the gene mtch2, whose product is annotated as mitochondrial carrier homolog 2. Gene Ontology annotation, biological process: positive regulation of apoptotic process. The transcript has 13 exons. Gene Ontology annotation, cellular component: mitochondrion; membrane. Lineage: Eukaryota; Metazoa; Chordata; Actinopteri; Centropomidae. The record is from RefSeq and is a predicted model, not a curated record. Bases 57 to 962 code for a protein of 301 amino acids.
CUUCUCUGACGCAAGAAGACCGAGAGGAACUUCCUGUCUCCCCUGUCUCUCCAAAAAUGGCGGACACGUGUGGCCAAGUAUUGCUGGGGUCAGGGCUCACCGUCCUCUCCCACCCUUUGAUGUACAUCAAAGUCCUGAUCCAGGUAGGACACGAGCCACUCCCUCCCACCCUGGGCAGGAACCUGUUUGGCAGACAGGUCUACCAGCUGCCUGGACUGUUUGCUUAUGCAAAACACAUCAUCAAGAUUGAUGGAAAAGCAGGUCUCUUCAAAGGACUUGGUCCAAGGCUCUGUGCUGGCACCAUCGGCACUGUCGUGCACAGCAAAGUUGUGCAGAGAUGUCAGGAACAAGGCACACCUCAGGUACUGGGCGGCCAGCAGAAGGCUGUGGAGGGCUCCCUACAGCAUGUUGUUAAUGAGACAACCAAAGAAAUGAUAGCUCGUUCCUGUGCCACGAUUGUCACACAUCCUUUUCAUGUGAUUACUUUGCGAUGUAUGGUCCAGUUUAUUGGGAGGGAAACAAAAUACAGUGGGGUGUUUGAUUCCAUCAUCACAGUCUACAGAGAAGAGGGCAUACUGGGCUUCUUUGCUGGUUUGAUUCCUCGUCUGCUUGGUGACGUGCUGUCCCUGUGGAUUUGUAACCUGCUGGCACACCUCAUCAAUACCUACGCCAUUGAUGACUCGAUGAGUCACACAGGAGAAAUCAAGAACUGCUCUCAGGCUGUGACAGGGUUCUUUGCCAGUAUGCUCACAUACCCUUUUGUUUUGGUGUCAAACCUCAUGGCUGUCAAUAAUUGUGGGCUUGCUGGGGGUUUGCCUCCCUAUGCAUCAGUAUAUCCCACCUGGGUGGACUGCUGGAGGCAUCUAAGCCGAGAGGGCAACAUGAGCAGAGGCAACAGUUUAUUUUUCCGGAAGCUUCCAGCAGGAAAGAUGUACGCAAUUGACCAGAAGAGAUUUUUUUAAAGCCUCAAGAGAACUGAGCUGAACAUAGUUGUGAUAAUAAAAAAAAAUCAACAUUGCCUGAUCUCGGGGUUGGACAGUCGGCACUUUUUUUUGUAUGCACUUGUUUACUCUGAGGUUUUUUUUUCCUUAACAAUCUGCCAUUGUGUAAAAAAACAUUAUUUUCCAGUUCAUUUCCAGCAGAUUUUGUUUUAUCAAUAUAAAUUUACAGAUUCAGACUGCAGGCUCAUAAUAUGAUGAGAUGGAACAUUAAAAUCUUUCUUUUUAAUACCAUGUGUACAAAAACUGAUGGGAGGACGGCUCAUGUUGUCUAACAACCUGUGUAAUGACAGACCAGUGUGUAAGUGCCCUCCUCCCCCAUGUUUUUUAUAUACAUUAUCCAUCAAUAAUGACCCCCCCCCCCUUAAUCCAGGUGAUAGGAUUUGUUUGCAGAAAACAGCACUUCAGUCUGCAUGUGGUAAUGUCUAAUAAUUCACAUGUUAAUGAUCAAGUGGGACCUCUUGUCAUGUGGUAUUGUUUUGAUGUGUUAAUUAUUGUAAAGCUCACUGCUGGGUGAGCUUGUAAUGCUAAUGAAAAGGAGGAGUCAGAGGUGGUGGAUGUUCAGUAGCAUGUGUGGUUGUACAGAGGCAUGGAGAAAAGCCUGAGCUGACCAAAAUCUCUGACACUCUUAACAGUCAAGUGCUUGUAUCAACUCAUUCUGACUGACCCAAAUAAAAAGACAUUUUUUGA